AGAGCGACAAAAUCUAUGAAGUCGAACCUUCUGUCUCUUCUAGAGUGUCUUUGCCACGCUUCUCUGGCUCUCGUUGCCUUUGUUAAUAAUCUGUUAAAUCGCGUAGGAUUUUCAAAGUCUUUACCUUUACCGACAACCUUCACUUCUUACAUGAAUUCUUUGACAAUGCCGUCUCACAUUCUUCUCCUCCUUCGUGGCUGCUCAUCUCCACGCUUCGAGAACAUUCCUAUCUCACAGGUGCUCAAGCAAUGGUCCACCCCCAAGCUUCUGGAGUCCGCUUUAUCCCCCAUGAUCAAAACCAGCCAAAACCAAGACUGUUACAUGAUGAACCAGUUCAUCACCGCCUGCACCUCCUUCAACCGCCUCGACCUCGCGGUUUCCUCAAUGGACCACAUGCAGGAGCCUAAUGUAUUCGUCUACAACGCGUUGAUUCAAGGCUUCGUUACUUGUUCUCACCCGAUUCGUUCUCUUGAGUUAUACGUUCGUAUGCUCAGAGACUCUGUUUCUCCAUCGAGCUACACUUACACUUCCCUCGUAAAGGCUUCCACUUUCGAUCACGUGUUUGGGGAGUGUGUUCAUGCGCACAUUUGGAGACUUGGGUUUUGUCUCCAUGUCCAAAUUCAGACCACGCUUAUCGGGUUUUACUCGGGAUUCGGUAGAAUUAAAGAAGCGAGGAAAGUGUUCGACGAAAUGCCUGAGAGAGAUGAUUUUGCCUGGACCACGAUGGUUUCUGCUUAUCGUCAGGUUUUGGAUAUGGAGUCCGCGAGCUCUUUAGCUAACCAAAUGCAGGAGAAGAAUGUAGGUACGUGGAACUGUUUGAUUGAUGGAUAUAUGAGAUCAGGCAAUGUUGAAGUAGCGGAGUCUUUGUUUGAUCAGAUGCCUGUGAAGGAUAUAAUCUCAUGGACGAGUAUGAUCAAAGGCUACUCGAGUAACAAGAGAUACAGAGAAGCAAUCUCAGUGUUCUAUAAAAUGACUGAGGAAGGAGGGAUUGUUCCUGAUGAAGUGACUAUGUCAACUGUUAUCUCAUCUUGUGCGCAUCUCGGCGUGCUGGAUGUAGGCAAGGAGGUUCAUAUGUACACGGUGCAGAACGGGUUUGUUCUCGAUGUCUACAUUGGUUCAGCACUGGUGGAUAUGUAUUCCAAAUGCGGUAGCUUGAACCGAGCGCUUGUGGUGUUCUUCAAUUUGCCGGAAAAGAAUCUCUUCUGCUGGAACUCGAUCAUCGAAGGGCUCGCGGCUCAUGGUUAUGCACGUGAAGCAAUGAAAAUGCUUGGCAAGAUGGAGAUGGAUUCAGUCAAACCUAACUCAGUCACUUUCGUGAGCGUUCUAACUGCGUGUACUCACGCAGGGCUUGUAGAAGAAGGCCGGAAGAUAUACCGUAGCAUGAGUGAUGAAUACUCCAUCCUCCCUAAUAUUGAACACUACGGAUGCAUGGUUGCUUUAUUCAGCAAAGCCGGGUUGAUUCAAGAGGCUCUAGGAUUGAUUGAAAGUAUGGAGUUUGAAGCGAAUGCGGUUAUCUGGGGAGCGUUGCUUGAUGGGUGCAGGCUUCACAAGAACUUAGAGAUAGCUGAGAUAGCGUUUAACAAACUGAUGGUUUUGGAGCCGAGGAAUAGUGGGUACUAUUCUCUUUUGAUUAGCAUGUAUGCAGGAGAAAACAGGUGGAGAGAUGUAGCAGAGGUUAGAGGAAGGAUGAGAGAGUUGGGUAUAGAAAAGAUAUGUCCUGGGGCGAGUUGGAUUGAGUUAGAUAAACGAGUCCAUCUGUUUGCUGCAGCUGAUAGAUCUCACUCUGCUUCAGAUGAGGUUUACUUGCUACUUGAUGCGAUAUAUGACCAGAUGGGAUUAGCGCAGGAAACUGAGUAUGCAUAUUAAGAGUUACUAAAAGAGCUGCUCAUCUAUAUUGUUGCUUCAUAUUGGUCAAACACUAUGCUAAAGGAUCAAUAGCUGAGCCUGAGUGUCUCUAGCCAAUUUCAAUUGCAGAUAGUCCUAUGGGUAUGGUAUAUCCUUUAAUGCUCAUUUCCGUCUCACACUAUUCACCAUCUCCCACAUCCCAGCGUCAGCAUAUAUAUUAGAAAGCAAGAGGUAGACGCUUGAUUCAAUGGAUCCCAUGGAUAAGAGCUUCUCUGUGAUUUCUUCUGCUAAGUCGACAUUUUUAUGAAUUCUACAAGCAUUCAAAAGAGCUCCCCAAGCACUGGCUGUUACUCAUAUAUCUUUAGAAAACCAUGGGAAUGUAGUGUCUGUGUUAUAACGCCAUUACAUGUCUUAUGAUAGGAUGCGUUUCCUCCAUUCUCCUUGAAAGAUUCCCGAUCGCAGGACGACUCCAAAAGUUUGAUAGGAGAAGGAUAAUAAACAUUGUCAUGUAAAUACAGAAAGGCUUUAAUGUCAUCUCCAUAUGUCUUCAACUCCAGCAAAAUGGAUAAAAAGGUUACUCAUACAUUGCUACAGAUGGUUUACGUUUUGCUGUUGCAGGAGAUGAAUAUUGUUAAAGACCACUUCUGUUUGGUUUAGUUCAUUUCGAUUUUGUACCGGAAGAUUGUAAUCCAUGUUCUCGGAAAACUCCUUUCUCUUUGCGAGUUUAGUCCAUAAUCGUGUAAUC
Messenger RNA from Brassica napus (rape), 2590 nucleotides. RefSeq names its product pentatricopeptide repeat-containing protein At1g06143-like. The transcript has a single exon. Gene Ontology annotation, biological process: RNA modification. Gene Ontology annotation, molecular function: RNA binding; protein binding. Lineage: Eukaryota; Viridiplantae; Streptophyta; Magnoliopsida; Brassicales; Brassicaceae. The coding region runs from base 16 to 1866 and encodes 616 amino acids. The record is from RefSeq and is a predicted model, not a curated record.